GCCACGAUGUCCAUUGCAAAGCUUCUCCUAAUAUGUUAUUUAUUUCAAGGCAUCUUAUGCCAGCACUGGUCUGUUUUAAUGCCUCAGACCAUAGAAGGGCUGAGUGGAUCCUGUCUGAUCAUCCCAUGUACUUUCACCUUGCCCCCUGAAUGGGAUCAGUACCUGGACCACUCAUGCAAAGCCAUCUGGAGGAGAGGCAGCUGGAGCCGAACGCAGGUGUUUGAUUCUAGCCUCGCCGGAGCAAGCGUCAACUUAAAUCUCCUGCAGGGAAACCUAACAGGGGUCCUGCGUGAUAAAGACUGCACCACCAUCUUCAACAACCUGCCGUCUAACCAUUACGACAACUAUUACUUCAGACUGCAGUGUGAAAACUCACUGAAGUUCAACUUUCAAGCAGGCGUUCGUAUCACCACUCAAGAUUCUCUCCCCAGGCCUAUCGUGACUCCAUCCAAGCUGGAAGUAGAGGAAAGGACUGAAGUUGCAUUGAGUUGUUCAGCUGUAAUACCCUGUCCAACUCUUCCCCCACUAGUGACAUGGACACCAAUUUUAGGAGACACAGAGGAAAAUAUAGAAGCAAAUUCUUUAACCUCUCUUAUGCAUUUUAACGCUUCUCACCUCCACAAUGGACAGAAGGUUUCCUGCACUGCUACCUACAACAGGCAAGCUGGACACAGUGAUCUCGUCUUUGAAAGGAGUUUAACAAUGCAGGUUUUUUACUCCCCAUAUAACACAACAGUGAGUGAUUCUGGUCCAGUGUUGGAGGGCAGCGUGGUGACUCUGACCUGCAGUGCCAAUGCUAAUCCAGAAGUGGACAGCUACACCUGGUAUAAACUCGCUGGAGAGCAAGUGGAAGAAGUUGGAUCUGAGAGCACAUUUUCAACCACAGCUACAGAAGCUGAUAACCAGUUUUUCUGCAAAGCCGUUAAUGGAUAUGGAAGCCAAAACUCUUCAAUCAUGCAAAUAGAUGUAUUGUUUUCUCCCAAGGAGACAGCGGUUCUUGUUGAGCCAGCUGGUCUGAUCCUGGAGGGCAGCUCUGUGUCUCUGCUUUGUAGAAGCCAUGCAAACCCACCAGUAACCAAUUACACCUGGUACAAAGAUGACGAAGUGUAUCAGGAGAAAGGACCAAAAAUUGUCUUUAAUGGUAUAGAUCCCAGCCAUAGCGGUGAAUAUUACUGCUCUGCAAAAAACGACUUUGGAGAAGAAACUUCAGCAAUGAUUCCUCUGGAUGUUCAGUAUCCCCCUAAAAACACUACUGUGUCUGCUGACUCGUCUGGCUCAAUUUCUGAUGGCAGCUCUGUGACUCUGACCUGCACCAGCAUGGCUAACCCACCAGUAGCUAAUGUCACCUGGUUCCGAGUUGCCGGUGGAGAAAAGGAGGUUGCUGGCUUGGGUCAGAACUUCACCUUUAAUGUGACCAAACUCUCUAAAGAUCUAUAUUACUGUGAAGCACUAAAUGUUCAUGGAUCUCAAUACUCAGAACCUUUCACUAUUGAUGUUCUAUAUUCUCCAGAAAUUCUAUCAUCUUCUCGCUGUGUCAAAAUCUUGUCCCGCUUUCGGUGCUCCUGUGACAGUCAGGGUAACCCGCCUCCUUCCCUGCUUUGGGAACUGGCUGGAGAACGUGUCAAUAACUCAGCUGACAUCCCAAUACGAGAGAUAAUUAUGGGGCCAGGGACGGUCCGGAGUGUCAUCACCCUGUACAGUCUAAAUGAAGACUUGCCCACCUUGGUGUGCCUCAGCAGAAACUUACUGGGCUCUGAUAGUCUGGCUUAUAAUGUUUCCUCCAGUGAAACUCAGCUAGGUGGGACUCUGCAGAAACCUGCAUUCAUAGAGUUUUUAUCUGUCAUUCAACAUGUUCUGUUAUGGAUUUUUUCAGGUGUUGAUGUUGUCUCUCUGCUCAUCGGCUCAGCAGCUGGAGCUCUGGGGAUGAUGGUGAUUUGCAUUCCUCUGUUGAUAUUUUUCUGCAGAAAAAGAAAACACAGCUUUUCACCCAAGAAGAAGUUGGCGGAAGCAGAAGAAUGUUUAGUCACAGAUGUGGCCAACCCUUCCUCAGAAGCCGCCAUUUUUGCCAACAAAGCUGUAGAGAAUGAUGUGGAAAAAGACAAAGAAGAGCACCUAAACUAUGCCAGUGUGGACUUUGCUAAGCUGCAGGCAGAAUCGGAAAGUCUGCUUGGGGAUGGAACUAUCAGAGGACUGGCCUCAAAGACGGCUGAGUACGCUGAAAAUCACCCCAACUGCAGAGAAAGUAAUGGAGGAGAAUCAAAAGAGCAAGAAAACGUCUCAGGCACUACCUUGGGACAUGGUAAAAAUGCUAAUAAUCUUGAGGUAACUAACAAGGUUUCACCUUGAAUUGAAGUCAGUUUGUAGCAGAAAACAAGAUGGACUUUGGUUUUAUUUCAACAUUA
This is a messenger RNA of Cyprinodon variegatus (sheepshead minnow), 2402 nucleotides long. RefSeq names its product Schwann cell myelin protein-like. Lineage: Eukaryota; Metazoa; Chordata; Actinopteri; Cyprinodontiformes; Cyprinodontidae. The transcript is spliced from 9 exons. The record is from RefSeq and is a predicted model, not a curated record. The coding region runs from base 7 to 2346 and encodes 779 amino acids.